UUGACUUACUGGAAAAUGAAAGAGACUUUUCCAUCAGCAGCAUCAGCACAGGACUCCCAGCAGGGAUAACAUGGCAACUUCUAUCAGUAAUCCGACUAUGCCUUUCCAGUGUGCCAUACCUGGGGGUAUACGUGGUGGCAUGACAGUGACUAUUGAUGGGACAGUAUUCAAUAACUGUAAAAGGUUUGCAGUGAACUUUAAAUGCUUCAACAAUGACACUGCCUUUCAUUUUAAUCCGCGGUUUGAUGAUGGCAACAUUAUUGUAUGCAACACAGAGCUGGGCAACAAAUGGGGCUCGGAGGAACGGAUGAACCACAUGCCCUUCAUCAGGAAUCGCUACUUUAAGAUAAACAUAACUGUACAGGAAGACGUCUUUCAGGUCUCAGUGAAUGGAAAUCAUGUCUUGCAUUACCGUCAUCGUGUUUCCUACCACAGCAUCAAUUCUCUCCAACUCUGGGGUGAAAUUACUCUUAGCAACAUUUCCUUCUCUUAGUCAGUGAAGAACUGGGCCCAAGGCACUAGAAUCUAAAUUCUGACUACAAAAGAAAUUAAAGGCAUGAAGUCCCCCACUGAAAAAAUGAUUGUUUGUGGGAAAGACAAUAUUCCCAAGCUGUUGCUUGCGUGUAGCUCUGUCCCCCAUUGCUUUGCCUGCUGUCCUGUAUUCUGAAAAUGAUAUGCUGUGUAAUAAAGUUCCAACUCCAACAGUAAAUACACCAGUGUCAUGGUUGUCCGAGCCCAAUACCCACUCAUGUUUGACCCUUUACUGUUAUUAGAAUGAGCUCUAUAACCAAACUCAUUGCAGCACUUUGUCACAAACAUAAAGUCCAUGUAUAGCCCCCCCCCGGCACUAAGGGCCAACAGCAAUCACUUGUCUCUAGAGCAGGGGAACCCCAACGUUGAGACCACUGGGAGCAACACCCAAGGGGUUGGUGUGCAACAUGGCGCCCCCGAGCCACUGCUCUACAGAAUCACAAGACACCUCUAUAUUACUUUUUUAAUUUGUUUUUAUUUUAUUUUGCAUGCUUAACGAACAAAAUAAAUUAAACUAACAUCGAA
This is a messenger RNA of Xenopus tropicalis (tropical clawed frog), 1056 nucleotides long. RefSeq names its product galectin 9 gene 2 (gene lgals9.2). NCBI's taxonomy places the organism in Eukaryota, Metazoa, Chordata, Amphibia, Anura, Pipidae. Gene Ontology annotation, molecular function: carbohydrate binding. The transcript has 4 exons. The record is from RefSeq and is a predicted model, not a curated record. Bases 71 to 493 code for a protein of 140 amino acids.